AUGUUUUCUGUUUUAAAUAAAGCAAUAAAAUUAAUGUUAGUCAUUAUGAAUUUUUCACCUUUUGGGACUUUUUCCCAGACAAUUCCAGGCGCAGGAAUGCAUCAUUUUACCACUGCCAAAUUUGCUCAAAAUAUUGCCCCUGGUGGGCAAGUACUAGGAGUCAUAAGCAGUGGAGAAGGUGGAGUUCAUUAUCUUAGGCCAGUGGAUAAUGGGUUCAAUAACCAGUCUGGGCCACAAUUGAUUACUCUUCCCAUCACGGUAUCUGGAAAACCAGAUUCCGAUCAAACACCACAAACUAUACAAAUCCAAGUGGUUAAUCCAAACGCUCCUACGAUAAGUCCCAAUACAAGUAAUAGCAAUGCUCCUAAAUAUGUUAUGCCUAUUCAAAUACAAGGAUUUCCACAAGGUGCUGCAACAGUUUUGACAUUGGCUUACAAUCAAGCUCUUCCCGGGGAACCGCUUCAACUUCAAUUGCAGCCACAAAUCGAAAUGGCCAAUAAUGAAAAUGAAGGAGAAACGAAUAAUAAUAACAAUAAUAACAAUAACAAUAAUUUGAACAGUAACAGCAGUAUCAACAACAACAACAACAACAACAAUGGUAGCUGUACCAAUAAUAGUAAUAGUAAUAAUAAUUCGGUUCAAACCGAUCAAAAUUUAUCGUUAGAAGAGAAAUCUCAAGAGAAUAAUGUGGGUACAUAUCCGAUAGCAAUGGUCGCUAAUCAAAUGGUGAUAAAAACCGAAUCAGAUGUUGACACAAAGUCGACGCAGACGAAUGCGGAAAAGUGUAAGGAUUCUAAAACUAAUGUGAACGAAGAUGAUGACGUGACUGGUGAAAAUGAGGAAUUUUUGAGUUCCACAUUGACGACAAUGCCUAGUUCGUGGCAAAGUUUAGCCACCCCUGGUUCUGCCGUGGCAGAUUACUUAUCGAAAAUUCCAAACUCUUUACCACUUACGUUGCAACACUUUUUAAGGUUUUCUGCGGAAACAAUUAAGCGAGAACAGGGUAUUGAAUCAAGCCCAUUGCCUUGUGAAUAUAACGAAUCGUAUCAGAAUGGAGUCGAAGAACAAAUUGGUUUAGAAAUCGAUUUUAACGGUAAAACAAAGAAAAAGAAAAGACCCGUUAAGAAAAAACCUCCGAGACCUAAAAAACCGCGUCCGGGUCAAGUGCACAUAGCCACCGCUCUGGACGGUACGACAUUAUUUUGUUGUCCACAAUGUCACAUGGCAUAUCCGGAAAAAGAAUCACUCGAACAGCAUUUAGUGGGACAUAAAAUAGAACGUAGAUUUAUUUGUGACAUUUGCGGUGCAGGAUUAAAACGUAAAGAACAUUUAGAGCGUCACAAAUUGGGUCACAAUCCCGAACGUCCUUUCGUUUGUCAAGUGUGCGAAAAAGGGUUCAAAAGAAAAGAACAUUUGAAUCUGCAUUCAGUAAUACAUUCGGGUGAGAAGACGGAAAUUUGCAGUGAGUGCGGAAAAGGAUUUUACAGGAAAGAUCAUUUGAGAAAGCAUGCAAAGAGUCACAUUACUAAAAAGAUUAAGGAAGCAGCCCAGGCUCAAGCUCAAACGAUAUUAGAAGCUCAGGCUCAGGCUCAAGCUCAGUUGGGAGGACAACACACGCACUUUUCCAUACCCAUACCAAAUAUGCCGGGAGUGAGUGUCAUACCUCUCAACAGGGGAGUUUUGGGAGGGGAAGAGGAGGGAACGAGCGCCGUCGUAUCGAUAAAAACGGAAAUAGAAGACGAAGAAUUACCGAAUCUUUCCAUGCAAGAACCUCAACCUCAAGUGACGAUAACGGCCUCGACGACGACGACGAGUUCUCAAAACAGUGAUACCAACGGUAUGAGACAUAACAACUCAAGAGUGAAAUAA
Messenger RNA from Pediculus humanus corporis (human body louse), 1869 nucleotides. RefSeq lists its product as uncharacterized. Gene Ontology annotation, molecular function: RNA polymerase II cis-regulatory region sequence-specific DNA binding; DNA-binding transcription factor activity. The record is from RefSeq and is a predicted model, not a curated record. The transcript is spliced from 2 exons. Bases 1 to 1869 code for a protein of 622 amino acids. NCBI's taxonomy places the organism in Eukaryota, Metazoa, Arthropoda, Insecta, Psocodea, Pediculidae. Gene Ontology annotation, biological process: regulation of transcription by RNA polymerase II.